This is a messenger RNA of Cydia pomonella (codling moth), 4266 nucleotides long. Its product is annotated as sodium-independent sulfate anion transporter-like. Gene Ontology annotation, biological process: transmembrane transport. The record is from RefSeq and is a predicted model, not a curated record. Bases 228 to 2009 code for a protein of 593 amino acids. The transcript has 14 exons. Gene Ontology annotation, molecular function: sulfate transmembrane transporter activity. NCBI's taxonomy places the organism in Eukaryota, Metazoa, Arthropoda, Insecta, Lepidoptera, Tortricidae. Gene Ontology annotation, cellular component: membrane.
CGAGAAUAUUAAACAAGUGUUAGAUAACGCCAACUCACAACGCGACCGGCUCCCGAUGUCGGCGCACGCGCCGAUCCGUACCAUCGUAUUUCACUAACCAUUCGUAAACCCUAUUUGAAUGGAAUAAAGGCUACAUUUGGUCAGUUCAACGUGUAGCUUAACGUGAACAUUGUGCCGUGGUAAUACGAAUGUGAUGUGUUUGUAAAUUGAUAUUUAAUUUGAUCAUUAUGAGCGGGGUUAUUGGAAAUGGGCAUGCACCGGCCGAGCCGAGCCGCGUCCGUCGCGCCGCGUCGAAGCUGUGCGGGUUGGAGUCCUGGCGGCGGCGGGUCCCCAUCACAACAUGGCUGCCGAACUACAAGCUGGAAUAUUUGUUCCGGGAUUUCAUAGCGGGUUUAACUGUGGGCCUGACGUCCAUUCCUCAAGGGAUCGCUUAUGCCAUCAUAGCAGGACUGCCACCUCAGGUGGGCCUAUACUCCAGUAUUUUCCCCGGCUUCGUGUACGCCAUAUUUGGCAGCUGUAAGGACGUCACCGUCGGCCCGACGGCCAUAUUGGCGGCGCUACUAGCCAAAUAUGUCGCCAGAGCUGAGGCGUUUGCAUAUCUGGCUUCGUUCCUGUCGGGCUGUGUUAUUAUGCUGCUAGGAGCUCUGCAGUUAGGAUUCCUGUUGGAUUUCAUUUCGAAGCCGGUGAUCAGCGGGUUUACCGCUGCGGCCGCGCUGCAGAUCGGCGCCGCGCAGCUCAAGUCGCUCUUCCGCCUCACAGGGUCCUCGGGUAGCACAUUUCUGGAGGCCGUCGUGAAUUUCUUCAGGAAUAUUAAGACGACACAUUUGUGGGACACCGUUUUAGGGGUCACCUGUAUUGUUUUACUGUUGCUUUUGAAGCGUGUAAGGCUUGCAACAGACGAGAGGUCGAGCCCGGCGCGGCGGCGCUGCGCGCGCGCCUGCCUGCACGCGGCGCGCGCGCGCAACGCGCUCGUGGUGUUCGCGGCCGCGCUGCUCGCCUACUGGCUGGCGCUGCGGGGAGCCCUGCCCUUCGCACUCACCGGUACCAUAACAGGCGGGCUACCAAACUUCGCCCCACCCCCAUUCUCAACAACCGUCGGCAACCAGACCCUCGGCUUCGGAGACAUGCUGGUUGUGUUCGGCCCGGAGGGGCUCGUGAUGCCUCUCGUCGCCAUCUUGGAGAGCAUCGCUAUAGCUAGGGCUUUCGCGGGCAGUAAACCUGUAGACGGCACGCAAGAAAUGCUAGCCGUGGGCGCCUGCAACGUCGUGUCGUCGUGCUGCCAGGCCAUGCCGGCCACGGGCUCCUUCACGCGCACCGCGCUCAACCACGCCAGCGGCGUGCUCACCCCCGCCGGCUCCAUGUUCAAAGUUCUACUAGUCCUACUGUCAGUGACACUACUCACUGACGCGUUCUAUUACAUCCCCCGCGCCGUCCUAGCGGCUGUCAUCAUGGUCGCUAUGAUGUCGAUUAUAGAACUGGCUAUUAUACCGACACUAUGGAGGAAUAGCAAGCUCGAGCUCCUCGUGUACUCGGCCACGGUGGCGGUGGGCUGCGCGCUGGGGCUGGAGUUCGGCAUCGCGGCGGGCGCGGCCGGCGACGCGGCGCGCGCGCUGGCCGGCGGCGCGCGGCCCACGCUGCACCCUGCCGUCUUCAAGGUCGGCAACCAGUCCUGCAUCUCGCUAACUCUGGCCGGCUCCCUCGGCUACGCGAGCGCGGAGCACUGCGCGGGCGCACUGCGGAGAGAGGCGCGCGCGACGCCGCUGGUCGUCGUGCUAGAUGGACGAUUGCUGUCAAGCGUGGAUCUUGGGGUUGCCGAGAGCUUAACUACCACAAUCCUGGACCUGGAAAAGCAAGGUCACCGGUUCCUCUUCUGGAACUUCUCCCCUCGACACCAGAGACUGGUGGUGGAGUUGCAGCCUGACUUCGAAAUUAAAUUCGUGGCCGGGCCCAGCAUAGACCAGCAUAUACUAGCUUUAGAUAUCCAAAGAAGACCGACGGUAGUAUACUGAAAAUAGAUACACGUACAGGAGAAGAAGCCUACAGUCCAGAGUAUACAUUAUAUAAAUUCUGUAAAUACUUCAGCUAUUGACAGCAUACUUUAUGUAAAAGUAGAUCGGUAAAAUGAAUAUUUUCAAUUUUAAGCGAAACUUGAAAGAUUUCUUUGUCUUGUUAUUUGCCCCCGGGAAAUGUGAUGGAGUUUAGCUUUUUGUAUGAGAUGAUCUUUAGGUUUUAAUUUUUCUUAAAUACAAUAUAAUCUACAGUAGAGAUAUGCAAUAUCACUGACUGUUUUAUUUAUUUCAUAGAACCCAAUACAAACGCGACAGAUUCUUCGUGCAACACCGGGAAGGGAGACGGCUUUCAUACUAUUUCCCCUCUGCCAAAGCAUAGGUACAACUGUACCUAUGGCGGUGCAUGUUGCGAUUCGUCCGUACACAAAAAGAGAUCGAGGUGUGCAAGACUUGUCUUUGACGUGUGUCAUUUUUUAUGUAUUUGUGUCGUCAUUACAGAUUGGAUUUUGUAUGUAGUGAGUGAGAAGUGCGACUGUGUGCACGUUUCCCCCCGCAAAAAAUGGCAGAAUGAUUUGUUCGGUAAGUUAUCGCUUAGACUACUCCCUUCCGACGUGUCGGAAGCCGGUGUUGCUCGAAGGACAGAUUGGUCAGAAACAAGACAACGCAAAGAAUAUUGACCCAGGUAAUAAGUUUAAAUUACACAUUAUAAAAUAAGCUAGUCACUUUUCCAAUAUUAUGGUGCAAGCUCUGGAAUGUCUAGAUUUAAAUGUAUACAAAUAAAUGUUGAGGUUCAUAUUGUAUGUUUAUCUGAAAAUAAAAAUAUCUAGAUAAAGGCAGGUAGGCAUAGUCCAUUAUUAAAGAUAAAUAUAGUUUAUUAUUCAAGUAGGCAUAUUACAAUGCGCUUAUGAACGUCAAAUAAAGCUACACCGGCUCUAACCCUACACCUCUGACCCGAGAAGAUUUAAACCCCCCCUCAAUUGGAGGAGGGUAUCCCAAUAUGGACCGGCAUGAAACUCGGCGGGACACAUCUUUUCAAAACAUUACAUCUUAUAAUUAACAUUUUUUUGUUAUAAAUUUUUUAUUUUUGAAAGGGUGGUUAUAAACUUUAUUUGAAAUACAAUAAAAUAGAAAAUAAAUUUCAAUAGGGAGUAUUACUGCAAUGUUCUGCAGCCAGAGAGCAGCUCUAUCACAUAUUGUAAACCAUAGAGUAAUUUAUACAUACUGUACUUUAUAUAGUUUUUUGAGAAGUUUUCACUAUAACAUUGAUGCAUCAAGGCGGUUUCUUUACAGAAGCCUACCGCGAAACCCGAAAAUUGAAAUCGUUAUUUGCCUCUCUAUCGCUCGAACGCCCAAGAGUGAUAGAGAGGCGGAUAACGAACCUUCUAUUUUCGAUCCUAAGCAGAGUUUUGCGUAAUAUCCCCUUGUGAAUAUAAUUUUUCUUGAAAGUAUUAUCGUAAACAUUUGUAAUACGUAUUAAAAAUGGGUUACUCAAGUUUUUAUUCGAAUACAUGUUAUAAAUUUCGACUAAUAAAUAUACAGGAUGCCCAGUAAUUAAUGGAUCUUCUAACCACCGACAGGGCACCUUAGGCUGAUCCAGAUAAUGCACUAGUAAAAUUUUCAUGGUUUUCGAGAUAAUCGAACUUUUCUGUCUAGAUGUAAAGUGCCUUGUCCGGAAUGGCGUCGCGCCAUUAAAGUCGGAAUAUCAAAGCACGACGAUGACUGGCUGGAGCACCUUAAGCAGAAAAGUCUUCGUCGUGCACCACCUCCUGCGGACUCAAGAUUUGUAUGCGAUCGAUGUGGAAAGACAUGUCGCGCUGCUAUAGGACUUUAUAGCCACCAACGGCGAUGCCCAGCCCCAUAAACCCACAAGCGCCGCAACAAGCAUCUUUAACAGAUGGUGUGGCCAAUGAGAUUUGUCGUUGGUUAAAAGGUUAUCCAUUAAUUACUCGGGUGGCAUAUGAAAUAUUUAUUAUUCACAAGAACAUAGUUGAGUUGUUGAUAUUUAAAGCAAGUGAAAGUAGUUUUAAAAAUGUUAGCGACCCCGUUUUUAAUUAUGUAUUAUAUCAAUCUUAUAUCGAAUUUAUGUGAAUUAUAAUACUUAACCUACUUUAAAAUGUAUUGAGACUUCAAUAUAAUAUUAAUUUUGGCAUUCCCAAUGUAUUAGUUACUUAGGAAUUAGAAUAAGAAUAACUGUUAUCCUAGAUAACGAUGUGAUAUUGAUAUAUUCUCGUUAAAGAAUAAAAUAUAUAUUUUAUGA